UUUUCUGUAUUUAUACUCCUCAAUUUUUCCCUCCUCUCUCCCCAAAACUGUCGCUUUUGCUUUUGCUCCGAUUGAAUUUGAAGAAGGUAUGGAAAAUGUGGUUGAUGUUCUGAUUGUGGGAGCCGGAAUCAGUGGUCUCACUACUGCUUUGGGACUUCACAGAUUGGGUAUCCAAAGCUUAGUUUUGGAGUCGUCGGAGGAGUUGAGGAUCACUGGAUUUGCUUUGUCGUUAUGGACGAAUGGUUGGAAGGCAUUGGAUGCUGUUGGAAUUGGUGAUUCGCUUCGGCAAAUCCACGAUGAACUUGAUGGGAUUAUAACUACGUCAAUGAUUUCAGGGGAUAAAACAUCAGAGCUGUCGUUUCCGGCCCCAGAAGAAGGUGGAGUUCGCUGUGUCAGAAGAAAGUUUUUGCUUGAAUAUUUGGCCAAGGAACUUCCAAGUGGAACCAUCAAAUUCUCCUCCAAGGUGGUUUCCAUAGAGGAGUCUGGUUUGCUUAAACUUGUGCAUCUUGCUGAUGGAACCUUAAUCAAGACCAAGGUGUUAAUAGGAUGUGAUGGAGUGAACUCAGUUGUGGCAAAAUGGCUAGGCUUCAAGGCACCAGCCUUCACAGGGAGAUGUGCUGUAAGAGGUUGUUUACAACUCAAGUCCAACCAUAAUUUCGAACCAAAGAUGAGCCAAUUUGUCGGUGAGGGAGUUCGAGCUGGUAUCAUCCCUUGCGAUGAUAAAACUCUUUAUUGGUUUUUCACUUGGACCCCCUCAGCUGAAGAGAAGGAAAUGGAAGAGAAUCCAGGAAAACUGAAGCAACUUGUAUUAAGCAAGCUUGGAGAGAUGCCUGAUGCAGCAAGGGCAGUGAUAGAAGAAACUGAGAUAAGUUGUUUUCAACCAGCAGCAUUGAGAUACAGACCUCCAUGGGAGUUCAUGUGGGGCAACAUUGUGAAAGGCAAUGUGUGUGUGGCUGGUGAUGCACUUCACCCAAUGACCCCAGACUUAGGGCAAGGUGGGUGUGCUGCUUUGGAAGAUGGGGUGGUUUUAGCCAGAUGUAUUGCUGAAGCCCUGCUGAAGAAACCAAGCAGCCAGGAUGAGAAGGCGGAAAGAGAGCAGCAUGAGCAGCUCGAGACGGGGCUGAGGAAGUACGCCGCAGAGAGGAAAUGGAGGAGUAUCGAGCUGAUUGGCACAGCUUAUAUGGUGGGAAGGAUGCAACAGAGCAGUGGGGUGUUUGCAAAGUUUAUGAGGGAUAAGAUUUUGUCUCAGUUUCUGGUUGGACUCUUACUAAGAAAUGCAAAAUUUGACUGUGGGAAGCUGACCCCUUCUUUGUAGUUAACCACUCUCAUUGUCUCUUGAGAGUAGUUUUUCUUUUCUUUUCGUUUGGGUAAAAUUUUAGUGUCUUGAUAAGUUAGAAUAAUUGCAGGUGCUGAAGUUUGCUAGUGUGCAAAUAUGUAGAGAGGGCAACCCUCAUUGAACCUCUUUCUUGUGAAAUAGUAGCCUUUUGGAAAGUUUAAAUAAAAACAAUGGCAGGUGCAGCUGUUGCUUGUGUAAAA
Messenger RNA from Benincasa hispida (wax gourd), 1536 nucleotides. Its product is annotated as monooxygenase 2-like. The record is from RefSeq and is a predicted model, not a curated record. Gene Ontology annotation, molecular function: FAD binding. Lineage: Eukaryota; Viridiplantae; Streptophyta; Magnoliopsida; Cucurbitales; Cucurbitaceae.